Molecule: messenger RNA, 363 nt
Organism: Eutrema salsugineum
Lineage: Eukaryota; Viridiplantae; Streptophyta; Magnoliopsida; Brassicales; Brassicaceae
Exons: 5
Coding region: 94-363 (89 amino acids)
Source: RefSeq, a predicted model, not a curated record
CUUCGCAAUAUUAAAUGUAAUCUCUCAUUUAUCUACAGCUAAACUCAAUUUUCUGUUCGUCGCAUUUACAAACCACCACCUAAUUUUUCGAUCAUGCAGAUUUUGAGAUCCGUAGUUGCGCAGUGUUACCGUAGAGGGAGAUCGCUUGGGGAUCGCCAAUCUCGCAAUUUCUCUUCAUCAACUUGUACCAAUGAGUGGAAGCGAGAAAGUCCGAAAGCUGGAGACUGGUUAUAUGGUGGUUUUUGUGUUUUGCUGUCCUGCAAAUUUCUGCAACUAGGGGGAAUGAUGCUAGAGAUGGAUGUGUAUGAAGAGAUUGCAGCCAAGGAGGGAAAAAAAGUGGCGUUUAGUACGUAUCUAUAUUAG